Carassius carassius (crucian carp) is the source of this 2820-nucleotide messenger RNA. Its product is annotated as matrix metalloproteinase-9-like. Gene Ontology annotation, cellular component: extracellular matrix. The record is from RefSeq and is a predicted model, not a curated record. The transcript has 13 exons. Bases 117 to 2147 code for a protein of 676 amino acids. Gene Ontology annotation, biological process: collagen catabolic process; proteolysis; extracellular matrix organization. Gene Ontology annotation, molecular function: metalloendopeptidase activity; zinc ion binding. Lineage: Eukaryota; Metazoa; Chordata; Actinopteri; Cypriniformes; Cyprinidae.
GAAGACGGGAAGAUCAGGAGAAGAAGAAACAACAUUUCUUGUUCUCCCUCUUUUUCAAGUUUAGAUUCUGCUUUCUUAUCAAAUUUGACCUUGAUCAGUGACUUGAAGCACUAAUCAUGAGACUUGGAGUCCUGGCGUUUCUGGUUCUUGGAACCUGUUCUUUAAGAGCCUGGUGUGUGCCGCUGAAAUCUGUGUAUGUGGCGUUCCCUCGAGAUGUAAUCAGGAACAUGACAGACAUACAGCUGGCAGAUGAGUACCUGAAGCGUUAUGGCUACACAGAUGUUCUCCAGAAGAGUGGACUGCCGGAAGACAUGUCCAAUUCUAAAGCACUGAGGAAGCUCCAGAGGCAGCUCGGACUGGAUGAGACGGGCUCGCUUGACAAGGCCACGGUUGAUGCCAUGAAGCAGCCUCGCUGUGGGGUCCCAGACAUCCGCAACUAUCAAACUUUCACAGGAGACCUGAAGUGGGAUAGCAAGGAUGUUUCAUACAGGAUUUUGAACUACUCACCCGACAUGGACGCCUCUGUGAUCGAUGACGCCUUUGCCAGAGCUUUCAAAGUAUGGAGUGAUGUUACCCCUCUGAAGUUCACGCGCCUCUUUGACGGCACUGCUGACAUCAUGAUCUCUUUUGGGAUAGGAGAUCACGGCGAUCCCUACCCUUUUGAUGGGAAAGAUGGGCUGCUGGCUCACGCCUAUCCUCCAGGUAAGGGAAUACAGGGGGAUGCCCAUUUUGAUGAUGAUGAAUACUGGACCCUCGGCGCUGGACCAGCGAUUAAGACCUACUAUGGUAACGCAGAGGGUGCACUGUGUCACUUCCCCUUCCUGUUUGAGGGAAAAUCUUACUCCAGCUGCACCACAGAGGGGCGCACAGAUGAUCUCCCCUGGUGCGCAACCACAAAAGACUUUGACAAGGACAAGAAAUUUGGCUUCUGCCCCAGUGAGCUUCUCUUCACAUAUGCCGGAAACAGCGAUGGAGCACCAUGUACUUUCCCCUUCGUGUUUCUGGGGGUGAAAUAUGACAAAUGCACUACAGAUGGACGAAAUGAUGGGUAUCGCUGGUGUGCCACUACAGCCAACUUUGACACUGAUAAGAAGUAUGGUUUCUGCCCUAACAGGGAUACAGCCGUGAUUGGUGGUAAUUCAGCAGGUGAACCAUGCCAGUUUCCUUUCACCUUCCUUGGAAACCAAUACUCUGCUUGCACCAGUGAAGGCCGUAGUGAUGGAAGACUCUGGUGUGCAACUACCAGCAAUUUUGACACAGAUACAAAAUGGGGAUUUUGCCCUGAUAAGGGAUACAGUCUGUUUCUAGUGGCUGCUCAUGAGUUUGGACAUGCGCUUGGUUUGGACCACUCCAACAUCAAAGAGGCUCUGAUGUAUCCCAUGUACAGAUACAUAGAGGAUUUCUCUCUGAAUCGUGAUGAUAUUGAUGGCAUGCAGUAUCUUUAUGGACCUAAUAUUGGCCCUAAUCCCACUCCUCCAGAACCACAGUUCACCACUUCCUCUUCGAUUCUGCCAACUAAAUCCACCCCUAGUGAGAAAACAACCACUGUUUCUACCACAAUUCAUGUAGACCCUUCACAGGAUGUCUGCCAAAUCAAUGAAUUUGAUUCUAUCACUGAAAUACAGAAAGAGCUUCAUUUCUUCAAGGAUGGGCACUACUGGAAGAUCUCAAAAAAAGGAGAACGCGAAGGUCCUUUCUUGACAUCUAAGAAGUGGCCUGCCCUGCCAAAGGUCAUUAACACUGCCUUUGAGGACCAGCAAACACAGAAGAUCUACUUCUUUGCAGGAAAACAGUUCUGGGUUUAUACUGGAAAUGAGGUGUUUGGACCACGUAAAAUCGAGAAGCUCGGCCUGCCAAGCGACUUGGACAAAGUGGAGGGAGCCACGCAGAGAGGAAAAGGCAAGGUGCUGCUGUUUAAUGGAGAGAACUUCUGGAGACUCGAUUUAAAGGCUCAGACCAUAGACAAAGGAUACCCUCAAUUCACUGACGCAGUUUUUGGUGGAGUUCCCCUUGAUUCACAUGACGUGUUCCUCUACAAGGGAUCCUUUUACUUCUGCCGAGAGAAUUUCUACUGGAGAAUGAAUGCCAAAAGGCAGGUUGACCGAGUCGGUUAUGUGAGGUACGACCUCCUUAAAUGUGCACAGUGAAAGCGUCCAACAUCCUAACCUGAUGACAGAGCCCUUUUUAACAGGAAGAACAUUUCUCUUCAGUGUAAAAUGAAGUUAAGGAAGACAGAAUGUAUUAAAUUUAAAGUCUGUUAUGGAGAUUUGGUCUUUAACUGUUAUAGGGAAAGAACUGAUUUAGCACUGAAAGGAUCAUACUGUAGGUACAGUACAUGAAACAGGAUGUUUAGCAUAUUUGUCUGUCAGCUUUAAAGUGGUCUUAUAAUUUAUUUUCCGCUUACUCUAUAACUGCUUUGUUUAUGAUGAGUUUCUUAACAGCACAAUGAGAGAAACUAAUUUUGUUCUAUAAAACUGUAAUGAGGCACUGCCAGUCUAAUUCUAGGAAUUAAGUUUUUUUUUGUUAAUGUAUGUGGAGUCACCUCUGGGAAAAUUGUAGCAUAAAUGCAUUUGUUAACAAAGUAUCAUUUCUCAGUGUUGACCCCACUCAUAUGGUUUUUAAAGCAAAGGUUUAUUUUUAGCCUUAGAGCUAAUAUUGAGUUGUUAUUAAGUCCAGAUUUUGAUGUAUUGUGAAAUCAUUUGCCUGGUGUAAGUGAUAUAAUACUAUUAAUUUAAUGUUCCACAUUCCACUUAUUUAUAUUUGUAUUUGUUUGUUGCAUUGUGUAUGAUUACUCAAUAAAUGUGUAAACAAGACCAUUCA